AUGUAAAGAUGGCUCUUUUUGUUUUUGUGCGCGAUCGGCGGUUUAAAUUUGUUUAAUUAUUAUGUAUCCGUGAAUAGUUUGUUGUCAGUAAAUUAUGGAGGCUGGAACAAGUUCGGGAACUCGUACAACACGGUUUAUGAUGGAGGGUGUUGGUGCUAGAGUUAUUCGAGGGCCGGAGUGGAAGUGGGGCAAACAGGAUGGAGGGGAAGGGCAUGUAGGAACGGUUCGAAAUUUUGAGUCACCUGAAGAAGUCGUGGUUGUUUGGGAUAACGGUACAGCAGCCAAUUACCGUUGCUCGGGUGCAUUUGAUUUAAGAAUAUUAGAUUCUGCUCCAACUGGUGUUAAACAUGACGGAACGAUGUGCGAUACAUGUCGUCAGCAACCCAUUUUCGGCAUUCGUUGGAAAUGUGCGGAAUGUGGAAAUUAUGAUCUGUGUUCAAUAUGCUACCAUGGAGAUAAGCAUCAUUUAAGGCAUAGAUUUUAUCGUAUCGCUACUCUUGGGAGUGAACGAGUGUUAUUGGAGCCGAGACGAAAAAGUAAAAAGAUUGCGAUUAGAGGGAUAUUUCCUGGUGCAAGAGUGGUUCGUGGUGUCGACUGGCAAUGGGAGGAUCAAGAUGGUGGCAAUGGUCGAAGAGGGAAAGUAAACGAAGUGCAAGAUUGGUCAGCUGCAAGUCCUCGUUCAGCUGCUUAUGUCAUAUGGGACAAUGGGGCUAAAAAUUUGUAUCGAGUUGGAUUUGAAGGAAUGGCAGAUCUUAAGGUCGUAAAUGAUGCGAAAGGCCAAACGGUAUAUAGAGAUCAUUUACCAUUGCUUGGUGAACAAGGUCCUGGAAGAACGGGUCCUCAUGGUUUGCAGAUUGGUGAUCAGGUUAACGUUGAUUUAGAAUUGGAAAUUGUUCAGUCUCUUCAGCAUUGUCAUGGGGGUUGGACGGAUGGAAUGUUUGAAUGCCUUGGUACUACCGGUACCGUUGUUGGUAUUGACGAAGAUCAUGAUAUUGUAGUAUCUUAUCCAAGUGGUAAUCGAUGGACAUUCAAUCCUGCUGUGCUUACUAAAGUUCAAUUACCAGUACCAGUUACCACCUCGAGUUCUGACAGUCAAACGUUUGCUGUUGGAGAUCUAGUACAAAUCUGCAGCGAUUUAGAAAAGAUCAAAUUAUUGCAGCGGGGACAUGGAGAAUGGGCUGAAGCUAUGGCACCUACAUUAGGGAAAAUUGGAAGGGUGCAGCAAACAUAUCAUGAUGGUGAUCUGAAAGUUGAAGUGUGCAGUACUUCUUGGACAUAUAACCCUCAAGCCGUUACAAAAGUUGCCAGCAGCGACGGUAGCGUGCCCGGAAACAGCAGUGGGGAACGUUUGUCUGCUUUAUUGAAAAAGUUGUUUGAGACUCAUGUUUCUGGAGAUGUCAAUGAGGAACUUGUUAAAACAGCUGCGAAUGGUGAUGCCGCAAAAUGUGAGGAAUGCUUAAAACGGCCAGAAGUUGACAUCAAUGGUGUCUUUGCCGGCCAUACAGCUUUGCAAGCUGCAAGUCAAAACGGACGCCUAGAAGUUAUAAAGAUUCUUCUCCGCUACAAAGCAGAUGUCGAAAUUGAGGACAAAGAUGGCGAUAGAGCUGUCCAUCAUGCUGCAUUUGGCGACGAGCCCAGUGUUAUGGCUCUUCUAGCACGAGCUGGAGCUGAUCUUAAUGCUAGAAAUAAAAAACGCCAAACAGCCCUCCACAUUGCCGUUAAUAAAGGCCAUGCAGGUGUUGUGCGAACGUUACUGGAGUUGGGCUGUCAUCCCUGUUUGCAAGACUCGGUAGGUGAUACCGCUCUACAUGAUGCCAUAUCGAAGAAACGAGACGACAUGUUGGCUUUAUUGUUAGACCAUGCGGCAGAUAUCACCCUCACAAAUAACAAUGGCUUCAACGCGCUCCACCAUGCUGCUCUUCGAGGAAAUCCAAGCGCUAUGCGAGUCCUGCUGUCUAAACUUCCUCGCCCGUGGAUAGUCGACGAAAAGAAGGACGAUGGAUAUACGGCACUCCACCUCGCGGCUCUGAACAACCACGUGGAAGUAGCCGAGCAGUUGGCACGAUCUGGAAAGGCAGACCUAGACCUACAGAACGUCAAUCUACAAACGGCCCUUCAUCUCGCCGUUGAACGACAGCACACGCAGAUCGUCCGGCUAUUGGUGCGCGAAGGCGCGAAUUUGAACGUCGCCGAUAAGGACGGUGACACGCCGCUGCACGAGGCUCUUCGUUACCACACUCUAUCGCAAUUGCGUCAGUUACAAGACGUACAAGACGUGGAACGUCUUCUGAUGGGCCUUGGAGCUCAGGGGCAAGACAAGAAGAGCAGCUCCUUUAUCGCCUGCUUCCUGGCCGCUCACGGCGCCGAUCUCGAACUCAAGAACAAGAAAGGCCAGACGCCGUUGGACCUCUGCCCGGAUCCCAACUUAUGCAAGACUCUCACGACUUGCCACAAAGAUAAAGAAUCGCAUGAAAUCGCACCUCCACCGCCAUCGGCUACCAUAAACGAAUGUCUAGUCUGCUCCGAUAGAAAAAGGGAGGUACUCUUCGGACCUUGCGGCCAUGUUACUUGCUGUAACGUAUGUGCUCCCAGGGUGAAAAAGUGCCUGAUUUGCAGGGAGAAUGUGCUUUCCAGAACUAAGAUCGAGGAAUGCGUAGUUUGCUCCGAUCGCAAGGCCGGAGUACUUUUUCGCCCUUGCAGUCAUAUGUGCGCUUGUGAAAGCUGUGCUGCUUUGAUGAAAAAAUGUGUCCAAUGUCGUGCACAAAUUCAACACAUGGUACCGAUGUCCAUCUGUUACGGCGAAGAAGAGGUAAAAGCCGCUCCCGAAGAAGAAUCUGCUCCAUCAAACACCGAAGGAGGUGAAGCUGCAUUAAUGAAUAAUGGAAGCCGAGACACAUCUCGUAGUGACAUACAAAAAUUACAACAACAGUUACAAGACAUCAAAGAGCAGACCAUGUGCCCCGUUUGCCUGGAUCGCUUGAAGAACAUGAUCUUUCUCUGCGGUCACGGCACCUGCCAAAUGUGCGGUGAUCGUAUGUCUGAGUGCCCGAUUUGUCGUAAAGCAGUGGACAAGCGAAUUCUACUGUAUUAAUAAGACAGAAUGUGUAUGACCACAUUAAAGUUACGAGAAUUCAAGCAAUCGGCAUGACAGGAAAGACAGUUUACACCUUCAACGUACUUUAAUGUUUAAUGAAAUGCAAUCCAUUUACAGCCGAUUUCUGUAUCUGUGAACAGUCUAAUGACUGCACUAAAUCUUCCGUAUACUUAACUCAUCGGACAAAUGAAAUGAAUCAUGUAUUGAACAUUAUGUAACGCUUAACCCGUUCCGCAAUAUUGGCAUGUAUGCAUAUGAACGAGUUCCUUAACGUUCCAGAAUACUAUGGCAUAUAUUUGACAAGAACUGAAUCAUCUAAUGUAUUCGUCUAUAGCAGGAGGCACAUUAUUGAGCAUUAAUUAUUUAAUAUUUUUAAAAGCUAUAAAUUCUCAAAUAUAAAUUCUAAAUUCUGUGAAAUGUUAAACAUAAUUUCUUUUUAAGUUAAACCGGUUAGGCUCCAUAUCUUUGUGUAUACUUUCAAAACAAAAGAGUGCGCGUGUACUUGCAAUAGAAAACGAUCUUCCACAAUAGAUGAUUCGGUUCAUUACAGAGUAACAAAAUGCAGAUACGAUAUCACUGUUACAAAACAAAUGCGUCAAUGUGCUUGCCAUAUAAUAAGGAUUUAAUUGCAUUCUGUAUGGUUUAUGGCACAGUAACAUUUCUGAGACGCGAAAAGUACAAACAUGUAUUUAUUACUUUCUUGAAUUGAACAUAUUGAAUUAACUAGUGCAUAACAGUGGUGUCAUAUUUAAGAUCUUUAACUGGAAGUAUUCCGACAAAAAUUUAACAUAUGUGUGAAAGGCAUAUAAAUUUUCCUAAAACAAGUUCUGCUCCUUAAACGGUAUAUACAGUUAAUCUGAACCGCAAGUUCUGACGAUAAUUACGUUGAUAUUUGAAUCAGCUGAUAACAAAUCCAGUUUAAUGAAUUAAAAAUUAAUUCCAGUUGCUUUAUAGUUCCACGGACGUAUUAUGCACAUUAUUACAUUACUCCUAAUGAAGAACAAUAUCCGUGCUAGGCUUAAAGGACCUGGACAUUACGAAAAACGAUGAUCAAUAUUGCAAUACAUAGUAUUCCAUCAAUGACAUGGUUCCAAAUAUUCUAACAAUGCGUAUCUGCCGAAGGAAAGCCAAAAACUGGCGUCAUUCUAACUUUAAUUGUCUCAAUUAUUAACGUAAUCGUUAUGUAAAACAGUAUUUUUAAAAUUAUUCUUAUUUUGUAUUAGUCGAGCAACUUAUUUACACAAUGAACAUCUACGGAUGUUUCUUGAUUUAUUGUAUGGUUUUUAUGGGUCAACUAUCACAUUUGAUGUUACACUUAAUUUUAAUCAUGCAUGGGUGUGGGAAUUUAUUGGAUGUCGGAUCUUCGUAAAAAUCAGGGUUGCAGACUUAUUGAAUCUAUAAUUUUGUCAGUUCAUUCGAAAAUUAGAUGAUGUAAAAAAUGUAUGAAACACGCUGAAAUAAAUAUAAUGAUUUUCAUAUGAAAUAAUAAAAUGGAUACUCAAGAAACUCACAUUCGAUGCAGUUAUUCUAUUACUUCAAUGGAUAUUGUUAUUCGGUUGCUUCAACGCCUUCAAACUAUUUUUGUUUCCAUUGUAUCGGACCUCAUGUUUUCAUAGUUACAUAUAUUUUACUAACUUCUGAAAUGAUUGUAACUUAACUAAUACGGGCAUUAUUAAAUUUGAUUAAAUUCUUCAAUCAAGUAAAACAAAAAGCAAUUUCUGCCUUAUGAUCGACUAUGCACUAUGGUCAAUACCAUGAAAGGGCUUUUAGUUUAUUCCGAAUUUAUUAUUUCAUUUUAAGCAAACUAAACGAAGUUCUGCAAUCCUAAGAAAAAUAGUUAACGUACUAUAGUGCUAGGUGACUAAUAUGCGUUUUCGUCAUCACAAUAGAUGCGAAUUAUGUUCGUGCAUUAGCAAUAAGGUUAUGGUAUGUUGUUCACAUAAACAUAAGUAUUGUAAUCCUUUCAUGAUAAGAUUAUAAUCCAAUUAUAAUAAGACUACAACGCGAAUUUGAUGGCUAUCAAUUUUUAAUGUAAAAGAUUAUUGUCUGAAACGGACUCUUGAUGCAAAUAGCUUACUGAGAAUGAAUUUACGGUCUUCAGAUAAAGGAUUCCGAAAGUAAUUAAAUGUUCGCGGCAAAUUAUGUACUGAAAACAUAACAACAUCAUUCCUACGACUUCAUUUUGACAAAAUUAGUUUACAAUUGCAAAAUGUCACAUUUCUGACGGAUAUUGGAAAAGAACGUUGAAUUUAUUAUUAAACUGGUAUCGUAAAUCGCGCGCACGAUAACUGAACGAUAACAAGGAAUAAUUAAAGACUUCCCACCUCGAUUUUAUUUGAAAUUCAUGCUACAUGUUCUUCAAACUUCAGAUUCAGACAAGUUUAUUAACAUUCUACAUUUAACAUUCAUUAACCCUUUGCACUCAUUUAUCGAGUGUGACUCGACAUCUCAAUAAUUGGGAAUGCAAAGGGUUAAAAAAUACGCAUCCCUAAACAAGGUGUAACAGAAUUCGUAGUUACGGUUUACAUGUUGUUCUUAUUGAAAAUGGAAUAGAAAUGUCUUGCACAAUUUUUUUUAUGGGGUAUAGUUUUCUUGUAAUAAUUAAUUUAAAAAUAGUCGCGUUGAUUAGCGGAACGCGAAUAUAAAGAAAUAGUACAAAUCUAUUGACCGUUGACUGGACUUUCAACAAGGAUAGCAUUGUAUAAAUAAUGACCGCAAAUUCUGUUACACUCUAUAUAGAUUGCAAAAUCAAAUUCCAUUUAGCCUUCAAAUUUUUCAGAAUCUCCAUGUUGAAUAACUUUAUUCAAAACUAAAAUAGAGAACAUUUUUAAAAGAGAAAUUAAUUUCUUUCUCCAUUUGGUUGUACACAGUAAAAGGGUCCUUCGCUCUACGAUCAACAACCACAUAAGCAAAUCCCAAUAUUCCUCAUAAGAAUCAAUCUGAAAUUUCAAAAUGUAAUGAGACUGUAGAAUUUAAUAAAGCUCUAGAAAAGAGCGAUUCCAAAAUUUAUGAAAAUAUUUCUUAAAAGGAAGACUCUUAAUUUUCAGAAUCUGUCUUGAUUAAGCAGCCACUCUAAUUCAAAGUGCAGUACUCUACAGCGAUUCUAUUAAGGCAUUGCUCAUAGCUACAGUAGCCCUAUCCAUUUUGGUCCAUUAUAAUCCAUCUCUAUCGCCACGCUUAGUUGUCACAGAAUUCACGUUCGGAAUAUGCAUCAAAUUCGCGGUUUAAUUAUAAUACAUGUCCUACAGACCCUAUAUCGCUGAUAGGUUUUCAUCAUUGACGAAAGCAAUGUUAUCGCUUCCAAAUUAAUGAAAUAACAACUGCAAUGCGUUUCUGAUUCAAUUGGGUAAUUUAGGGAGAAAAUGCUAUCAUUAACCAUUCACAUUUAAUUGAAAACGUUUUCCGUUAACAAAAUCGUAUGACUUAUGUACACCAUUGCAAAUAUCUUUUAUUUCGCAAGAAGAUGUAAAGUGAAUCCCUUCCAACCAAGAAAAGGUAACAUACAAUCUUCAUUUUCUAAUAUUCUUAUAAUAACUAUUCAAAAAACAUACAUUCUUUUCAUGUCUUUUCUUAUACUGUCGUAUGUUAUUGUACACUGCAUGUCAUACUAUUUUAUCAAAGUAGUGUCCUAUUUAAUAUUGCAUUUAAAGCUAAUGCUUUAUACAGUUUUACGGUGAAGAAAUAAAAUUUAUAAUUUCUGAGGGGUUAUUCACUUAAAAAUCAGUGAAAACAAUUUCCUCCUUUAAGAGCCAAUUGCGUUUGAUUUCAUGUUUGGCCUUAAAAUUGUAACAUUAUUCGGUCAUUUCCAAUGAUUUCUGCUUGCGAUUUUCAGCUGAUUUCCACACUAUUUCAAGCAUUAAAAUCCAUGAUUUCCUAAGUGAAUAACCCCUUGUUAAUUUCUUCAUUUUUACUGAAAAUAGUUACCAAUAAUUGAAGAUUAAAUAGUGACGCUCCAUGUAUGUUUGUUUUCUAAUAAUAAUUUGGAAUAAUCACAUCACAAAAAAAAAAGAACUACAUUCGCAAAGAAAACAAUUAACCCAAUGAAGAAGAAUGUCAAACUGCACUGAGAAAAUGAUAUGAAUAGCAAUAGAUUCACAUGCUUGACACUACAUAUAACUUAAGAAAUACUACUUCUGUUUAAUGUACAUCUCUAAAUGGAAUUUAAUUUGCCAUCCUAUUAAUAAGUUACCUAAAAACUUUCAUGUACAAUUAUUAAUAUGAACUAGAGCGUAAGGCUUUUAUGUAACAACCCUAACGAAUAAAUCAAUAUGGCUGGCAUGUUAAACAAUAUAUGUAUA
Messenger RNA from Orussus abietinus, 7392 nucleotides. RefSeq names its product E3 ubiquitin-protein ligase MIB1 (gene mib1). NCBI's taxonomy places the organism in Eukaryota, Metazoa, Arthropoda, Insecta, Hymenoptera, Orussidae. Gene Ontology annotation, biological process: protein ubiquitination. The record is from RefSeq and is a predicted model, not a curated record. Bases 95 to 3091 code for a protein of 998 amino acids. The transcript is spliced from 15 exons. Gene Ontology annotation, cellular component: cytoplasm. Gene Ontology annotation, molecular function: zinc ion binding; protein binding; ubiquitin-protein transferase activity.